Messenger RNA from Hippopotamus amphibius kiboko, 1932 nucleotides. It is a transcript of the gene HMG20B, whose product is annotated as high mobility group 20B. Gene Ontology annotation, biological process: regulation of gene expression. Bases 293 to 1246 code for a protein of 317 amino acids. Gene Ontology annotation, cellular component: nucleus. The transcript has 9 exons. The record is from RefSeq and is a predicted model, not a curated record. NCBI's taxonomy places the organism in Eukaryota, Metazoa, Chordata, Mammalia, Artiodactyla, Hippopotamidae.
ACAGCCGCGGAACUCGGGGCCCUGCGAGGGGGCGGGGGCGCUGGGGUCCAGGGGCCGGGGCGGGGCCCCUCCCGGGCCGAGGGUGUGCGGACCCGCGCCUCCUGGGGGGCGAUCGCCCAACAAAGGAUCCCUGGGGCGCCCGCCCUCGAGGGCCUCCCCGCCCCCGGUUCCGGCCCCCCCAGGCGCCUCGGACCCGGCAUUCCGGGGCUCCCCGGCCCGGCCCCGCCGUCGUCGGCUUCGGCGACCCUCACUCGGCCACGCGUCUACGUUCCAGGUGCGGCCGGGAGUGGCCAUGUCCCACGGCCCCAAGCAGCCCGGCGCGGCCGCCGCGCCAGUGAGUGGCAAGGCUCCAGGACAGCAUGGUGGCUUCGUGGUGGCUGUCAAGCAAGAGCGCGGCGAGGGCCCGCGGGCCGGAGAGAAGGGGUCCCACGAGGAGGAGCCUGUGAAGAAGCGCGGCUGGCCCAAGGGCAAGAAGCGGAAGAAGAUCCUGCCGAAUGGGCCCAAGGCACCUGUCACCGGUUACGUGCGCUUCCUGAACGAGCGGCGCGAGCAGAUCCGGACGCGCCACCCGGACCUGCCUUUUCCCGAGAUCACCAAGAUGCUGGGAGCUGAGUGGAGUAAGCUGCAGCCGGCGGAGAAGCAGCGGUACUUGGACGAGGCGGAGCGGGAGAAGCAGCAGUACAUGAAGGAGCUGAGGGCGUACCAGCAGUCGGAAGCCUACAAGAUGUGCGCGGAGAAGAUCCAGGAAAAGAAGAUCAAGAAAGAGGACUCUGGCUCCGGGCUCAUGAAUACCCUUCUGAAUGGACACAAGGGUGGGGACUGUGACGGCUUCUCCACUUUCGACGUCCCCAUCUUCACUGAAGAGUUCUUGGACCAAAACAAAGCGCGGGAGGCGGAGCUGCGGCGCCUGCGGAAGAUGAACGUGGCCUUCGAGGAGCAGAACGCGGUGCUGCAGAGGCACACGCAGAGCAUGAGCAGCGCGCGCGAGCGCCUGGAGCAGGAGCUGGCGCUGGAGGAGCGGCGGACGCUGGCGCUGCAGCAGCAGCUCCAGGCGGUGCGCCAGGCGCUCACCGCCAGCUUCGCCUCGCUGCCUGUGCCGGGCACAGGCGAGACGCCCACCCUCAGCACCCUGGACUUCUACAUGGCGCGGCUGCACGGCGCCAUCGAGCGCGACCCCGCCCAGCACGAGAAGCUCAUCGUCCGCAUCAAGGAGAUCCUGGCCCAGGUCGCCAGUGAGCAUCUAUGAGGGUGUCGGCCGCCCCACGGAUCCAGAGAAGACCAAGCUCCGGUCACAGCCCCUCCCCCACCCUCACCCCCACCCCAUGGAGGAGGGGUGGGGGGGCCAUCCUUUGGGGCCAGACCCGAUCCUGCACCUUGGGGGCUCCAGCCCCCCUAAAGUUAAAUUUCUACAGCAUCCCUCUAGCUUUCAGUCUCCCCCGCACCCCAACCCAGAAAAAUCACCCACCAUGCACAGCACACAUAGGGCCUCCCCAGGGCCCAGUGAGGCCUGCUCGACUCACAGGGCCCGUCACACUACACGGACGUGGGAACACCACGUGCGGGCAGCGGAACCCGGGACCCGAGCAGACCCACAGCCACUCACACACCCAGUGUGGGGAGAGUUGCACACUCUACACCUGCUCUCCAGCCCCCAGACACAGGGCAGAGAGAACCCACACCUGACACACUGGGGCUCCUGCCUGGCAGGUGUCACCCUAAGUGCCCACACGGGCAGGCACAUCUGCUGCAGGGACACACUCACACUCCGGGCGGGGCUCUCUACAUGUCACGCUCACAUUCCUGCACCCCAGAAUGGGGGGAGGCUGGUACUGACCACCCCACCCUCAUCCAGCUAAGGGACCCCCGUGGAGGCGGCCCCUUUGCCACUGCUCAAUCCAGACUUUUUAAAUAAAAAUGGAAUUUGAAUUUCAA